Messenger RNA from Acanthaster planci (crown-of-thorns starfish), 2684 nucleotides. RefSeq names its product glutaryl-CoA dehydrogenase, mitochondrial-like. Gene Ontology annotation, cellular component: mitochondrial inner membrane. Gene Ontology annotation, biological process: fatty-acyl-CoA biosynthetic process; fatty acid beta-oxidation using acyl-CoA dehydrogenase. NCBI's taxonomy places the organism in Eukaryota, Metazoa, Echinodermata, Asteroidea, Valvatida, Acanthasteridae. Gene Ontology annotation, molecular function: flavin adenine dinucleotide binding; glutaryl-CoA dehydrogenase activity; fatty-acyl-CoA binding. The record is from RefSeq and is a predicted model, not a curated record.
AGGUACCAGACUAAAUUAUACAACACGUAGUAUUAGUAUGUGUAUCGUGUGUAUCCUUGAUCAUUUUCACACAUUUCACAUUUCGAAUUUUUGAUAUAAUUAUCAGCGAAGUUGUCAAACACGGUUAUUUAUAUUCUGCUUUAAUAUAUAAGGGUUACUCUUGUAACUGACAAGGGACACGAUGGCUCUGAACAACGUUGUGACGAGACAGAUCUGGCGACCGCUUGUGUCUCUGUCGUCGCUACGAUUCCAAGGCACGGCAUCGACAGCUGCGGCAACUGCGACACAUAUUUCCGACCCUCGGGCCGCCGCUCGGCAAGCCCCACCAGAGAAGGUCCAGUUCGACUGGAAGGAUGCCCUGAACCUGGAGUGUCACCUGACGGAAGAGGAGGCGAUGGUCCGGGACCAGAUGAACGCCUACUGCCAGGAGAAACUGAUGCCCAGGGUCCUGAUGGCCAACAGAAAUGAAGUCUUCCACCGAGAGAUAAUGAAUGAAAUGGGCGCGCUGGGCGUUCUCGGUCCCACCAUCAAGGGCUAUGGGUGUGCUGGUGUGUCCUCAGUUGCCUAUGGUCUGAUCGCCAGGGAGGUGGAAAGGGUUGACUCCGCCUACCGUUCGGCCAUGAGCGUUCAAUCGUCGCUGGUUAUGCACCCCAUCCAUGCCUAUGGUACGGAAGAACAACGGCAGCUGUACCUUCCAAAGCUGGCAACUGGUGAAUUGGUUGGUGCAUUCGGGCUGACGGAGCCCAACCACGGCAGUGAUCCAUCGGGCAUGGAAACGAGAGCGCGGUACAAUCCGGCUGGAAAGAGCUACACGCUGAAUGGCUCCAAGUCAUGGAUCACCAAUUCCCCCAUCGCCGAUGUCUUCGUGGUCUGGGGCAAGAACGAGGCAGAGGGCGGCCGGAUCCGGGGCUUCCUCCUGGAGAGAGGGUUGAAGGGGCUGUCCACGCCCACCAUCGAGGGCAAGUUCUCCCUGCGUGCCUCAACGACGGGGCAGAUCGUGAUGGAAGAUGUAGAGAUUCCCGAGGAGAACAUGCUGCCCAACGCCCAAGGGCUGGGGGGACCCUUCGGAUGUCUGAAUAAUGCCAGGUACGGCAUAGCCUGGGGUGCCCUCGGUGCAGCCGAGUUCUGCUUGGAGACUGCCAGGCAGUACACACUGGACAGGAUUCAGUUCGGAUCCCCGCUCGCCAAGAACCAACUUAUCCAGAAGAAGCUGGCUGACAUGCUGACCGAGAUAUCCAUUGGCCUGCAGGCUUGCGUGCAGGUGGGACGGCUCAAGGAUGAAAACAAGAUUGCACCGGAGAUGAUCUCCAUGAUCAAGCGCAACUCCUGCGGUAAGGCGCUGGACAUCGCCCGGAUGGCACGAGACAUGCUCGGCGGUAACGGCAUCUCGGACGAGUAUCACGUCAUUCGACAUGUCAUGAACCUGGAAGCCGUCAACACAUACGAAGGUACACACGACAUCCAUGCCCUGAUCCUGGGACGAAGCAUCACGGGACUCCAAGCCUUUGUCCCCCCCAAGUAGAUUUAGAAGCCCGAGCAUUGAGCAAUGAGCAUAGCAGCUAAGCUAUCGAGUGCUUAGUGAAUAUCACCGGCAUAGAAGCCUGCAGACAGCUUGUCUCCAGAAAUAAGUGGGCAGCGUACCUCAAGGGGAGGAUAUGUAGGGCCAGAAUUCUUUUAGCACUGCUAAAACAGUUAGCAUGAAAAAUGUGCUUACUAAGCAGAAAACCGUGCUCUGGUUAAGCACUAUCUCGAAUAUGCCGAUACAUGUAGUUGCAUGGGGAUGGAGAUUUGUGUUGCAAGGUCACUGAUUUAAUUAACUUCCUGUUGGAAUUAAUCUUGCUUUUGCUGUGCUUAUUGCUCACGGGGUCUGUGAAGCAGAUGGGAGGCUCUGUUAGCGCAACAUCGGUUGUUAAGCAGGGCUGUAAAUUAGGCAUGCCCAUUAAAAUUUUUGUUUCUUAAAUUUUUUUUUCUGCUACCAAAUUGCAUCGCCGCCAUGUCUACAGCAUUUGACCCCUGAACUGUACUCAUGCGUGUGUCUGUAAUAUGAUACUCAUGGAUUUUAUUCCAAGCCAGUACAUAUUGUAAGGAAAGGUGCUCAGUUUGGCGUGAAGUAACUUUAUAUUUAUCUUCAGGCGAACUUGAAUUCUGAUUGGUUGAUCCAUAGCAACCAACAGUAUGAUAUAUAACUCCAUUGCACGCUUCAUACAAACCCGGCGUAAUGCGCUGUUCUAACUCGUUGCAUUGUGCUAUUUUUAUGCUAAAAGCGAAACGUGUAACUGCAAAAUUUACUUUAAAUGCAAAGGUGGCGCAUUUGCAUGCAGAGGCCCCUACAACAUCUUUACUGUGUGUCAAGUUUGCUUGAAGAUAAAUUGGUUAUCACGCUUGCGCUCGUUGAACACAGAAUAAUGUAGCCUUCUGUGUCCCGUAUACCACUCAGCUGAAACUCACACUCGUGUGAUAACUAAUUAUGUAUAUAUAUAUUGAGGGGACUCUUCCAGAAUUCCAGACGAGUGGGAGAGUGCAUUGUGACAAUUGUGUUACGUUUGACAAUCUGAAAUGAAAAGUCAAAAGGCCAAAGUCUCUGCCCUUGUCAUCUUUGUGCAGGGGAAAAAAAAAAGCUAGCAUUGUUGGUGUGUUCUUCCACACAGAUUUACUCAAAACCAAUAAAAAUUAACGUACGAUUC